Molecule: messenger RNA, 1701 nt
Organism: Centrocercus urophasianus (Greater sage-grouse)
Lineage: Eukaryota; Metazoa; Chordata; Aves; Galliformes; Phasianidae
Gene: PRPF18
Product: pre-mRNA processing factor 18
Exons: 10
Coding region: 48-1076 (342 amino acids)
Biological process (GO): generation of catalytic spliceosome for second transesterification step; RNA splicing
Cellular component (GO): U4/U6 x U5 tri-snRNP complex; U5 snRNP; U2-type post-spliceosomal complex
Source: RefSeq, a predicted model, not a curated record
UCCUACACCACUUCCGGCGCGGAGGUGGCGGAGGAGGCCUCAGCGCCAUGGAUAUCCUGAAGCGGGAGAUCAGCCGCAAGCGGCAGCAGUUGGAAGACAAGGAGCUGGUGGGGGGAAAUAAGAAAUACUUCAAACGCAGUGAGUUAGCUAAAAAAGAAGAGGAGGCCUACUUCCAGAGAUGUGGCUACAAGGUGCAGCAGCAAGAAGAGGAGGAGAAGCCUCUGACUUCAACAAAUCCAGUGCUGGAACUUGAACUGGCAGAAGAAAAAUUACCAAUGACUCUUUCCAGACAAGAGGUUAUCAGGAGGUUACGGGAGAGAGGCGAGCCGGUCAGACUGUUUGGAGAAACAGAUUAUGAUGCAUUUCAACGUCUGAGGAAGAUAGAAAUUUUGGCACCUGAAGUGAACAAGGGCCUGAGGAAUGACCUGAAAGCUGCCUUGGAUAAGAUUGAUCAGCAAUACUUGAAUGAAAUUGUAGGUGGCCAAGAAGCAGGAGAUGAUGACUCACAGAACGACUUGAAAGUCCAUGAGGAGAAUACUACUAUUGAAGAACUGGAGGCUUUGGGAGAGUCCUUAGGACGGGGUGAUGACCACUAUGAUAUGGAUAUUAUCACAAAAUUCUUGAAGUUUCUUCUUGGAGUUUGGGCGAAGGAGCUGAAUGCCAGAGAGGACUACGUGAAGCGGGGAGUGCAGGGAAAGCUGAACAGUGCCACUCAGAAGCAGACAGAGUCCUACCUGAGGCCACUCUUCAGAAAACUUCGGAAAAGGACACUUCCUGCAGACAUCAAAGAAUCAAUAACAGAUAUUAUAAAAUUCAUGUUGCAGAGAGAAUAUGUGAAGGCAAACGAUGCCUACCUCCAGAUGGCCAUUGGGAACGCGCCGUGGCCCAUCGGUGUCACCAUGGUGGGCAUCCACGCUCGAACGGGUCGUGAGAAGAUUUUCUCCAAGCACGUCGCCCACGUUCUCAAUGAUGAAACUCAAAGGAAAUACAUUCAGGGGCUGAAGAGGCUGAUGACCAUUUGCCAGAAGCACUUCCCAACAGACCCAUCGAAAUGCGUGGAGUACAACGCUUUGUGAGGCUCUGGGUGACCAAGCAUGCCUCACACUGUCAUCUCCUGGACUUGGAGAGCACUGAGGAGAUGGAGCAGUUUGUGCUUUACACCGACAGAAACUGAGGGUGGGCUUUGCAAGAAAGCAUAAAGCAGAUUUCUCUCCGGCUUCCUUUGAACAAGCCCCACUUGGGUAGAUUUCUUUUUCAGUCUUUACGCUGACCUGAUCCCAGCUCCAGCUUUGUAAGGGUGGGGUGGCCACGACCAGGGGGCACUGAUUGUGACCCUCACUUCUACUUCAGUUUGCUGUUCCCAACGUUGUGCAGGCUGACCUCAACCAAUCUGUUCUGCCUCGGAGCUGUAGGUGAGACUCAGAGGCCGUGUGGAGUUUGUUGGCUGCUUUCCCACUGGAGGCUGAUGUGGGAAGAUGGGGAAGCAGUCAAACUUCAGUCUCGUUAUUUCUGUAAAUAGGAAGAUUUUAAUGGCAAAUCUUUCAUGUGGUAUUUGUGGGGAAAGAAGAAGUUUAUAUAUUUCUCAGCUGAAAAAUACACCCAGUUUCAGUGGAAAGAGUUUUUGAUCUUGAGUUCAUCUGAUUUGGCUUGUUUUUUUUUUGUUGUAUAAUGACAUUAUUAAUAUAAACCUCCUGAGCUUGG